ACAAAUGCCGGGAAGCCGGGAGGACGCUGUCUGGCUUUUGUGGAAAGGAAUGGCGUGGAACGGGAGACGGAGCGGAGGCAGCCUCAGGCAAGUGAUCUUGUUCCUUCUGUGCGUUUGCGUGUGGCAGAGCGGGGCCGAAAGCCUCCGCUAUUCUCUGGCAGAGGAGAUGGAGAGGGACUCCUUUGUGGGCAAUGUUGCCCAGGACCUGGGGCUUACCCCGAGCCAGCUGGCAGCUCGCAAGGCGCGCGUUGUGUCGGAGGGGAACCAGCAGCUUUUCCGCCUCAACCCGAGCACCGGAGUGCUGACGGCCAAGGAAUCUCUGGACCGAGAGGAGAUCUGUCCUCAGAGCGAGACCUGUACGCUCUUCUUUACACUCUUUCUUGAUAACCCAUUGCAGCUGAUCCGAGGGGAGGUGGAGGUUGUUGACGUGAAUGACAACUCCCCUGUGUUCCCAGAGAAGGAGAUGGUUUUAGAGAUUUCCGAAAUGACAUCUCCAGGGUCCCAUUUCCCACUGCAAAUUGCCCGUGACAAGGACGUGGGCAGCAACGGGUUGCAGAAUUACAGCCUCGAGUCCAAUUCGCAUUUCUCCCUCGCUUUCGGAAGGGGGAAAGGAGGAAAAUAUCCAGAACUCGUUCUAGAGAGACAGCUGGACAGAGAAGAACUGCGAGAAAUUUAUUUACUCCUAAUUGCAGUGGACGGGGGUUUGCCUCCAAGGUCAGGCACGGCUCAGAUCCGGAUCGUGGUGUUGGAUGCCAACGACAACACCCCGAUGUUCAGUCGGGAAGUCUAUGAAGUGAGCGUGGCAGAGAACAGCCCCCCGGGGCAGCUGGUGGCCAGAGUAGAGGCAAGAGAUCCUGACGCAGGGUCCUACGGGGAAGUGCAGUACGCCUUCACACAGACAUUGGAGGGGUCUCAGCAGCUCUUUGACCUAAACCCUGACACGGGAGAGAUUCGAGUGACGGGAAAACUGGACUUCGAGGAUGCGAAAAAACACGAGAUGGUGGUGAAAGCCAGCGACGGUGGAGGGCUGUAUACUACUUGCAAAGUGCACGUGGAGGUGGUGGAUGUGAACGAUAAUGCCCCGGAGAUACAGCUAACCUCACACACUGCAUCCAUUCCCGAGGACGCACCACCACGCACACUGGUGGCCCUCUUCAGCGUACGGGACCGGGACGCCGGCGAAAACGGAAGGACGGAGUGCACCAUCGAAGGGGACUUGCCUUUCACUCUCACCCCCACCUUCGGCAAUUUCUACGAGCUGAGAACCAACGCGGCGCUGGACAGGGAGACGACGGCAGAGUACAACAUCAGCAUCCGAGCGACGGACUGGGGCCCGCGGCGCCUGAGCUCUCGGCAGAGCCUGUGGGUGCAGGUGUCGGACGUGAACGACAACGCCCCCGCCUUCAGCCAGGAGCUCUACAGCAUGUGGGUGACGGAGAACAACAGCCCCAUGGUGCGCAUCGGCAGCGUGCAGGCCAGCGACGCGGACGCGGGCAGCAACGCGCGCGUGCAGUACGCGCUGGUGCGUGAGGAGGGCGAGGAGCAGCCGGCGGUGUCGGUGAGCUCGGAGAGCGGCGACGUGUACGUGGUGCGCUCGCUGGACUACGAGCGGGUGCGCGCCUUGGAGGUGUGGGUGAGCGCGGCCGACGGCGGCUGGCCGGCGCUGAGCGCGCGGGCGCUGCUGCGCGUGCUGGUGCGCGACGAGAACGACAACGCGCCGGUGGUGCUGCACCCUGGUGCCGAGAGCGGCGCGGGCGCGGGCGAGCUGGUGCCGCGCUGGGCGCCGGCAGGCUACCUGGUGGCCAAGGUGGUGGCGGUGGACGCGGACGCGGGGCAGAACGCCUGGCUGUCCUACGAGCUGGCCAAGGCCACGGAGCCGGGGCUCUUCCGCCUCGGGCUGCACAGCGGCGAGCUGCGCACGGCGCGGGCCGUGGCCGAGCGCGACGCGCCCCGACACAGGCUCGUCGUGCUCGUGCGAGACCGCGGCCAGCCGCCGCGCUCGGCCAGCGCCACCCUCGCCAUCGCCCUGCUCCACGACUUCUCCGACGCCCAUGUGCGCCUCAGCCAGGACGCGCCGCCCGCCGAGCCCGACGACACGCUCACUCUCUACCUCAUCGCCUGCCUGGCCUGCGUCUCCGCGCUCUGCCUGGCCACCGGCCUGGCCGCCCUGCUCAUGAAGCUGCGGCGGGACAGGCAGAGACACGCCGAGCCCUUGCCCACCUUCCCGACGGCUGUCGCCGAGAGCGACGCAGGCUCCCUUCCCCGCAGCCUUGUGUACGACGUGUGCUUGGCCACUGGCACCCUGAGUAGCGACUUUCAUUUCCUCGGUCCGCUCUUGCCCUGUUUCCCUGCCGGGAUGCCCCCCGGCGGUGCCCCUCAGCGGAGCUCGGUGUGCUCUCAAGAGACGUCCAACCUCGGAGAAGGAGGCCACUCUGCUGCACAGGGCAGAGCUCCUAUCUCUGAAGACAAGAGUCCCAGACCUGUUGAAGAAGCUUGUCCUGCAAACAGGGGGAUGGAGAUAAAUGUCAGUUCUGAUCAAAACCCUUGGCUCACCCAUCAGUAAGUGAGGAGAAAGACAAGCUUGUCUGUCCUCACCAGCUAAGGUCCUUACACGGAAAAGAGAACAAAGAGACCAAACAUCUACGAAAAAAGCACCUGAAAGUUACAAAUCUUCUUUGAGAGGCAGCAAAAUCUCUCUCCUUUUGAGCAGUACUUUAUUCAUGUAGAUAUUUUGAAACAGUGACACGGAUGUAGAUGAGGACUGUGUUGCAUGCUGCUUACACUGAGACUUUGUGUGUGAUUAUGAGUGUGCUUCUGCUUCAGAACCUAAGUUUUCACUACAGCACCUUUUUUGUGUGUGUGUAUUUUGUCCUAACGAGGCAGCUCUGUAACUAUCUCUUAAUUGUCGGCAAUCUGGGCAGUACCAGGCAAACAGAUCUUCAGCAGAAUUCAGUGAUGAUUGCAAAGGGAUUUCUUAACAUCAGGCAGAAGCUGAUUACAUCAGAAAUGGCUGACAUUGGCACACUUCUGUUUGAGCAGGAGUUUACAGGGUCUCCAGAAUCUAAAGAGUGGGCUUUGAGCAAUGUGUCCUUCUAGUCAUAUAAUGAAGUUGAAAUUAACAUCAAGAGGGUUUUUUGGGGUUUUGAUUUGUUUGGGGGGUUUUAUUUCUUUGGGAUUUUGUUGUUGAUUUUGUGUGUUUGGGGGCUUUUGUUUGUCUAUUUGUUUUGGUAGCUUGAUCACAGAGAAUUAAAGGCUUUGGGUUUGGUUUUGAGGUACAUUUGUUUAAAACGUUUUCAGGGGUCUUAAGGCACUGUAGACUAUAGGGCAUCAAGAAGCUUUCUGCUUUCCUUUCUUUAACUGGUAAUAAUCUAUAAAGUCCUGUGAUAUUUGCUGGCUCUCACACACCUUUAAGUGUCAAAUAUCUGAUAAUAGAAAUCAAUAAAGUCUACUUGGAACUCCCUUGGCUGGGUGUGCUGUCUGGAAUAUCACUUGUCCAGUCAUGAUUGAGAAAAUUGCCUCCUCAAAAGCUGGAUUUUGGGAACAAAUCCAAGCCUUUGGAGUGGAUUUUAUGGAGGGAAAAACAGAGCAACC
Dryobates pubescens (Downy woodpecker) is the source of this 3591-nucleotide messenger RNA. RefSeq names its product protocadherin beta-15-like. Gene Ontology annotation, biological process: homophilic cell-cell adhesion. Gene Ontology annotation, molecular function: calcium ion binding. The record is from RefSeq and is a predicted model, not a curated record. Gene Ontology annotation, cellular component: plasma membrane. The transcript has 2 exons. Bases 5 to 2563 code for a protein of 852 amino acids. Lineage: Eukaryota; Metazoa; Chordata; Aves; Piciformes; Picidae.